AUGGAUCGGUACACCCCAUGCCAAUUUCUCCAGGCGAAUGUCAACCAUUCCGCUGGUGCGCAGGAUCUCCUUCUGCAAUCCAUGCUGGAAUGGUCAAUAGACGUGUCGGUCGUAUCAGAGCCCUACUAUGUGUCAUCCCAACCUAAUUGGGCGGGGGACCCUGAGGGCUCUGUCGCCAUCAUCGCCUCAAGCAAUUACCCAGCCCUGCCACUCAACAUCAGGCACAGGGAAGCUGGGCUGGUCUCGGCUACCUGGGGCAACCUCACUGUGAUCGGUCUAUACUUCUCCCCGAAUAGGCCGAUCUCAGAGUUUGAGGCAUUUUUCGAUCGGGUCGGUAUGGUGGUGCUUCGUGCUUCUACUGUCAACGUGGUGGUGCUCGGAGACUUCAAUGCCAAGAGCACGGCUUGGGGUUCUCCGGCAACCAACGACCGAGGCAUGAUAGUGGAGGAUUGGGCACAAAGAUGUGGGCUUGUGCUCGCCAAUCAAGGCUCUGUCAACACGUGCGUCAGAGCGCAGGGUGGGUCCAUAGUGGACUUGACGUUCACUACCCCUGCGCUCUCAUCGCGCGUGCGGAAUUGGAGGGUCAUGGAGGACCUCGAAACGCUAUCAGACCAUCGAUACAUUCGGUUCGAGGUAUCUCCCUCCUCUUCUGGAGACGUGAUAACCCAGGAUGUCGUGGCUCAGGCUUUUCCCAGGUGGUCGCAAACUCGCCUCAACGAGGACCUCCUAAUAGAGGCCUCUAUCGUCCAAGACUGGACGAUGCGUUCGUUGGGGCCAGUAGACGCGAACGAGGCCGCCCUUAGAUUUCGCAGGGCAAUGACCGAAGUUUGCGAUGCGAGUAUGCCUCGAGCCAAGCGCAGACCUCCAAAACGACAGGUGUACUGGUGGUCGCAGGAGAUUGCUGACCUCCGUACGGUCGCGUCCUCGAGGCGUCGUGCUUACACCAGACACCGCCGGCUGCGCCACCGGGACGAGGAAAUGGAGCAGAUGCUCCAUGACCUCUACUUGGAGGCCAAGAAGGCCCUUCAGCUUGCCAUCUAUAAAGCCAAGUCUGAUGCGCGCAAAGCAAUGCUGGAUGAUCUCAGCAAGGAUCCAUGGGGACGCCCGUAUCGUGCGGUGAGGAAUAAACUUCGCCCACAGGCACCCCCCUUGACUGAGACUCUUCAACCUCAGCUGUUGGGGGAGGUGGUUACGGCUCUGUUCCCGGACGGGCCGGAGCACCCUUCCCCAACCAUGGCGAACCCUCACAACGAGGAUGAGAUUGAAGAGGCAGGAGAGGACAUCCCUCUGACAACUCCAACUGAGUUGCAUCGGGCGGUGCGCAAAUUAAGGGCCAAAUCCACUGCCCCAGGCCCUGAUGGGGUACCUGGCAGAGCCUUAGCAAUGGCACUAGACAUAUUGGGUUCUCACCUAACCGGGAUUCUCGAUACUUGUCUAGUGGCAAGGGAGUUUCCAAGCUGCUGGAAGGACGGGCGAUUAGUGCUGCUGAGAAAAGAGGGACGCCCAGAGGAAUCCCCAUCAGCCUAUCGCCCCAUUGUCUUGCUGGAUGAUGCAGGUAAGAUCUUUGAGCGCAUCCUUGCUCACCGCAUCAACCAGCAUCUGAAUUCUGUAGGUCCCGAUCUGUCCAACCAACAGUUCGGCUUCCGAGAGGGCCGCUCUACCAUCGACGCCAUUAAGUGCGUCAAAGCCCUCUCGGACCAGUCGGUUGCAUCAGGUGGCGUGUUGUUAGCGGUGUCCCUGGACAUUGCAAAUGCUUUCAACACGCUGCCGUUCUCGUGCAUUGAAGAGGCUCUCCGGUACCACCGAGUGCCUCUGUACCUGAGACGCACAAUUGGGGCCUACCUACACAGUAGGCGUAUCCUUUAUACAGGACGGGACGGCCGUAUCCAGAGCAAGACCAUGAAAUGCGGUGUUCCACAGGGGUCUGUCCUUGGACCGCUCCUGUGGAACAUUGGAUAUGAUUGGGCUCUACGUGGUGCCAUACCAUCUGGCACCAGUGUCGUCUGCUAUGCAGAUGACACACUCGUUACGGCACGUGGGCGAACCUAUGAAGAGGCAGCAGAACUUGCCACUGAGGGUUGUGCUGCUGUUAUCCGGCGGAUACGAAGGCUGGGUCUGAAGGUGGCCCUCAACAAAACUGAGGCUCUAUGCUUUCAUGGACCUCGGAGGGGGCCGCCUCCAGACUCCAGCAUUCUAAUUGGAGAGGUCCGUAUCCCAGUCAGGCCUCAGAUGAAAUAUCUUGGCCUACAUCUGGACGGGAGAUGGGACUUCCGAGAGCAUUUUCGACGACUAGCUCCCAAGCUCGUCGGAGCCGCAUCUGCUCUCGGAAGACUGCUGCCUAAUCUGGGUGGGCCAAAUAUGACCUGCAGACGACUGUACGUCAACGUCGUGAGGUCUAUGGCGCUCUAUGGGGCACCGGUGUGGGUCGAAGCUCUGACGCGCCCAAAUCUGACCUUGUUGUUCAGGGCACAACGGGUCAUCGCGGUCAGAGCCAUUCGAGCAUACCGCACCGUGUCACAUGAGGCUGCCUGUGUCUUGGCCGGCACUCCCCCAUGGGACUUAGAUGCCGAGCUGCUGGCUGAGACAUAUGACAGGAGACAGAGGGCUGUGGAGGAAGACAGGCAAGCCGAAGAUCUGGCUGCCGACGAACUGAUGAGAUGGAGACGACAAGUUCGGCGUCGACUCCUACAGAAAUGGAGAGAACGGCUCGAAGAGCCUAAGGCUGGCGUAAGAACCAUCAGCGCCAUCCGCCCAGUCCUACAGGAAUGGGUGAACAGGCGCCAUGGCUCACUCACCUACCGGCUCGUGCAAAUUCUAUCUGGGCACGGCAGCUUCGGCAAAUACUUGUGCCACGUAGCCGGUAGGGAACCAACGACGAUCUGCCAUCACUGCACCUGCAGUGAAGACACGGCAGAACAUACCUUGGCGGUAUGCCCUGCAUGGGCUCAGCAGAGGUCUGCUCUCACUGCUGUAGUGGGAGGCGAUCUCUCUCUUCCGGCCGUGGUGAGAGCUAUGGUCGGAAGCAAGAGAUCCUGGGAUGCUGUGGUCUCCUUCUGUGAGGACGUGGUGGCACAGAAGGAGACAGCGGAGCGAAUAAGGGAGGACGAUCCCCUCUCGGCUCCGAUCCGCCGGAGAAGAACAGGGAGAAGAAGGAGAGCAUAUGUGCUGUAUCAUGACAUAGAGGGAGUCCUCGGUGCUGCGCUGCGGUGUGAAGCCAAACUGACGCCGGCUCAUGUUCGGCAGAGUGUGCCAUCGGAUACGACGAAUCAACAUCUUUUCCAAGAUCUUACCCAGGACAGGCAGCAGUCCUAUAGGUCUGUAAGAUUUGGGGUGCGUGUAGUCAUCCUUUCCUUGCUUGCGCAGUACUGCCACUACCGCCUCUUUCCAGAUGGUGGGAAAGGCAACAGCCGCCUUACAAAUGUCCGCUGUGAGACCAUCAAGUCCUGGGGCCUUCUUGGGGUUAAAGCUCGAAGUCGCCCACUCCAGUUCCUCUACAGUGAACGGGGGGUCGCAUGGGUCAUCAUGCGCCUUUUUGUUUGCCACUUCAGCCAUUUGGCGAACUCGCUUGUGGUCUGCAUUGUCAUUGUUGGCGUCAUCUUCCGGGUAGAAGGUUUCUGCCAACAGACUUGCAGACUCCUCGGCUCCCAAGACUGCUCCGUUGUUAGUGAGCGAAUCGCCUUGUGGUCGGAACUCGUCAAACCUCCGUCUAGUCUCCAGUUCUCUAUUCGUCCGAGCAUGUCCGUGGAGCAAGUGGUCACAUCGACGCAGCUGGUGCGGUUCAACGAGGUCAACUUAGUCUACGACAGUGUCAGCGACGUCCCGGACGGUGUCUACGGUGCGGUUCAACGAGAGUGCAACGGGGUCAACGGUAUAGUAACCGGUGUCAAUGACUGCCGGGACGGUGUCUACGAAAUGGCUCCGUCAUCCGAGCACCAGCAGGAGCCGCGCAGCAGCGGCUACUUUACACGAGCGGCCAAACGGCCUCUGGGGGAAGACCCUGGUUCGAUCUCGGACCCAGAGUCUCCUGUGCUCUUUGACGGCAAAAGCCGUUGGUUAAAGGCACCACCCAAAAGAGGUCGCGGACGCCCCACGUCAACUGGGGCACACGUUGGUCUUGAAAAGGCCAAAAAGGACCUGAAAGCCCUGCAAGAGCAGGACUUUGCGGCGACGGCUGAGGAGGAGAUGGAGGGAGGGAAGAAGCGCUCGACCAGUGCCUCUAAACCCAAAACCUCCUCCAUCAGAAAUGUGGAGGAACUCCCAACGGAGACUCUCAGGGAGAGGGCGCAGGAGUUCUUAGACACGGUCUCCAGAGUGUCUAAGAACUCUGGCAGGCUUAAGGGAACCUACCAGCGGGACCUCAACGAGGCGGUGGAUUUCCUGCGGAUGGCUGUUGACGUGAGCGCAGCGCGAAGUGUGUCCACCGAGACACGAAUACUUCAGGCUCGAUGCAGCCGUCAAGAGGCCGAACUCGCGGACCUCCGUAAGGAGGUCGCGGAUCUGCGAGCUGGCCUAGAGCGUGCUGAGCGACGGAUAGCUCCGGCUCCGGUGGUGGAGCGGACGCCCCAGCCAACCGAGGGAAUGCCUCAGACAACAGAGGAACUGGUGCGGUCCAUCAUGGUACAAGUAGGUACUAUGGUGAGUGCACGGUUCGAGGCUCUGGAGGGACGCUUGUUGCCGGAGAAGCGGAUUCGUCCUCCACUGGCGGCGGACAGGAAGAUGGAGACCAGCGCAGUGCCGGGCCCUUCAAAGGCCCCCGUCCCAUCAACCUCGCAAUCCUCCGCCCCGGCUCCGGCACGGACGACGCGGUCCACUGCUGCUGCAGCAACCAAGCAGGCAACUGCAGUGAUGCAAAGGGAGAGGGCCCCUGACCGGCUGCCCCAAACGCCGGCGCCUUCUGCCCAGAAGAGCAAAGGCAAAGGCAAGGGCAAAGGGAAGGGGAAAGGCCAGAAGGCACCCGCGAAGGAAUCUUCUGCGACGAGCCCACAAUUGCAGCCCUCGGUUGCAUCUCGCUCGCAGCCCUCGAAGGAGCUUCGCUCACAGCCUCAGGCGAUGGCUAGUCGUCAACCUCAAACGACUACCCGCGCUCAACCCCCACCAGCUCCAUCUGUGACUGACCAAAUGUGGUCCACGGUGGUGAAACGUGGGAAGAAGGGCAAGGCUGCAGCGACGAAGGUCACAAGACCAGCAGAGGAGGGACCCACCAUGGAGCACAAGGCUUCAAAGUUGAAGCCACCCCGCUCUGCGGCUGUGGUGGUCACCAUCUGCCCCCAGGCAGAGGAGAAGGGAGCCACGUAUGCAAAGGUGCUUGCUGAGGCCAAGAGCAAGAUAGAUCUGGCCAGCCUUGGCAUACAAGCCCUCCGCUUCCGGAGAGCCGCCACGGGGGCGCGAAUGCUCGAGUUGCCGGGAGCAAACAACGAGGGCAAGGCGGAUGUUCUUGCUGAAAAACUCAGAGGCAUUUUCAGCGCCGAGGACAUACGGAUAUCUAGACCGGUCAGAUGCACGGAAGUGCGACUGUCCGGUCUGGAUGAUUCCACCACGAUGGAAGAGGUGAUUGCGGCCGUUGCGAAGUCUGGAAGCUGCUCGGAGGGGGCUAUAAAGUGCGGUGAAAUCCGCACCGAUGGAUCGGGACUUGGCACCGUUUGGCUACGUUGCCCGGUGAUGGCCGCCAAAAAACUGGCGGAGGCGCAACGAUUGCUCGUGGGUUGGGUGUCAGUAGCUGUCAAGCUACUAGAACACAGACCCCUGAGAUGCUAUCGCUGCAUGGAGAGGGGACACGUGCGUGCACAAUGUGCUGGAUCGGAUGACCGCAGUAAUGUAUGUUACCGCUGCGGUAAACCGGGGCAUAAGAGUGCUCAAUGCACAGAAAAGCCGCACUGUGCAGCGUGCGCCACGGCACAAAAACGGGCGGAUCACGUGAUGGGGGGCAAAUCUUGCACUUCCCCGUUACGAAAAGGGAGGCUAGCUGUGAGGGAAAAACCAGGUCCCUCACAACCUGAACGCCAGACAUCUGCGCCCGAAAGGGUAGAGCAGAUGGAGGCGAUGGAGGAGGACAGCACACCAGCUCCUAAUAAGUGA
Molecule: messenger RNA, 6075 nt
Organism: Pectinophora gossypiella (pink bollworm)
Lineage: Eukaryota; Metazoa; Arthropoda; Insecta; Lepidoptera; Gelechiidae
Exons: 7
Coding region: 1-6075 (2024 amino acids)
Molecular function (GO): nucleic acid binding; zinc ion binding; catalytic activity
Source: RefSeq, a predicted model, not a curated record